CACACCGGUUCACACUUUAGUUCCUACAGGAAACGCACAGUCCCUGAUUAAAAACUGAUAAUUUCGAUAAAUUGUAUUCGCGGUCGGAGGACAAUCAAAAUGACAUUAUUUUAGUUCGUUUUAAAUACGUAAAUGUGCUUCCAUUGAUUUAGUGUAAUGUAUCACGAAAGCCCACAACAUUAGUUUUCGUGUUUUUAAUUUCUUGGAUAGUGUUGUCAAUGUUGUGCUUUUCGUGAGUUUUCGAAAGGCACAAAGAAGUGCAGACCUAUGACUAACGUACACAAUAACAUGUAAGAAUCCCUGUCAGCCGGACUACUCUUCAGCACUACUGCCACUUCUGUUGCUCCAGCAAUCACAGCGAUUAGACAUGGCUCAUGAUUUCCUCCCAGGCAUGGAGAGCUCUGCUAUCUCUGUCCUGAAGAGAGCUGUGGAGCUCGAUCAUAGCUCACGCUUUCAGGAAGCUCUGGUGUGUUACCAGGAAGGGAUCCAGCUCCUGUUGGAUGCCCUCAAAGCUGUUAAAGAUGACUCAAAGAAGGUCCACUACAGAGAGAAGAUCAAGGGCUACAUGGACCGAGCGGAACAGAUCAAAGACCAUGCAAACAAACUGAAAGAGGAGGGCAAAUACCAUGAGCAGAUAAAGAUAGCUGACAGUUCCACUGGUUUCAGCUAUGAAUCCCUCUUUAAACCAUACAUCAGAGACGGACUGACUGAAGUCUGGGUGGAGGACCCCUAUGUACGGCAUGUCCAUCAGUUAUAUAACUUUCUUCGUUUCUGUGAAAUGCUGCUGAAAUCUCCAUGUCAAGUAAAGACGAUUCAUCUUCUGACCUCACUGGAUGAGGAACGCUCCGCUCCACAAACCAGUGCCCUGGCAGAAAUAAAGCAGUCGCUACAGUGUCAAAAUAUCUGUCUAGAUAUUCAGUACUCAUCUACUAUUCAUGACAGGGAGAUCAGGUUUAAUAAUGGUUGGAUAAUUAAGAUCGGCAGGGGACUCGACUAUUUCAAGAAACCAAAGGGUCGCUUCUCUAUAGGAUACUGUGAUUAUGAUUUGAGAGAGUGUCAUGAGACUACUGUGGACGUUUUUCAUACUAAACACACUAAGAAGACUUCAUCUUAAAACGCUUGCCUCUAAAGCUGCUCCACUGUCUGGCAUAUGUAUGGGACUUAAUUUCAAAUGCAGUCCUCACACAGCUACCUGCACGACUGGAAAUGUGCCAUUUUGAGCUUUUUAAUUAUGCGGAAGAACUGUUUUUAUCGUCUUUUUUUUUUAUAAUGUGCUGAUAUGUAUUGCAGGGGAAUAUACAGAGGCUCCUGACAUCUACUUGGUUCAUUGCUUUACUCUGGUGUUUUUAAACAUUCUACACACUGAUAUUGGUGUUUAUUAUCUGGUGCCUCUGUAAUUAUGCUAAAAACCAAAGUUCAGUUGUAAAUAAGUGCCCUAAAUUAAAAUGAUUGGUAAAAGGCUAUUGUUUUUACUGACUAUGCUGAUUUCGAUUAAAUCUAUAUUCUGUGCAACA
Molecule: messenger RNA, 1514 nt
Organism: Pimephales promelas (fathead minnow)
Lineage: Eukaryota; Metazoa; Chordata; Actinopteri; Cypriniformes; Leuciscidae
Gene: mitd1
Product: MIT, microtubule interacting and transport, domain containing 1
Source: RefSeq, a predicted model, not a curated record